Messenger RNA from Lactuca virosa, 1029 nucleotides. The record is from the annotation of a GenBank genome assembly. Lineage: Eukaryota; Viridiplantae; Streptophyta; Magnoliopsida; Asterales; Asteraceae.
AUGGCUGGUGGAAAAGAAGUGGGAGGAACCCAACUCAAGAGGGUUGAAUCCUUGGAGGCAGAGUUAGGGCAUUUGAACGACAUAAUGGAGAAUCAAGGUCACCAGAUGCAGCAACAGGCCGACUCCAUAGCUUCAAUGCAGAUGAAGAUGGACCAGAAGUUUGAAGAAGUAUUGAGGGCUCUCAGUCGAGGAAAGAAGACAGCUGAGGAAGAAGUUUUCGACGAACCUGUGUUUUCCACGAUGGAUACUCCGAAAGAUAACAGUGGAGGCCCAAAACCAGGAAUGAGCAGUGGUUCCGAUUCCGGUGGGAGCAGCGACGGUGGGGGUCGUCCACAGGGAGGCGAAUACGGGGGAGGAACAAAUUGGAGGUUUAGAAAGCUGGAUAUGCCCCUGUUUGAUGGCGAGAAUCCAGAUGAAUGGAUACCGAGGGCUGAACGUUACUUUAAUUUUUACAAACUCUCAGAGAAUGAUAAACUGGAGGCGGCGGUGGUAGCCCUCGAGGGUGACGCUCUGUUGUGGUUCCAAUGGGAGCACUCCCGUCGACCGGUGACACGAUCGAAGGAGAUGAAAUCGCUACUAUUACGACAGUUUCGCCCUACUAACGCAGGUACAUUACACCAGCAAUGGCUCGCCCUAACUCAGACCGGGUCGGUUUUAGAGUACCAACGAUCAUUUAUUGAAUUACUUGCCCCGAUAAGCAAUAUACCCGAAGAUAUCACUUUGGGCCAAUUCCUCAAUGGGCUAAAGGAUGAAAUUAGGUCUGAGGUCCAAUUAUUGAGCCCCGUGUCCGUUGAACACGCCAUGACACUAGCUAUCAAGGUCGAACAAAAGCUACAAUCCUAUCUCCAACGAAAACCACAACCUUCCACUGCCAAUCAACGAACGAACUCCACCGGAAGCAUAUCAGGAACACCUAUGAUUACACCCAUCAAAACUACUUACUUCACUCCUCGUGCGCCUCAAAUUCAAAACCCUAAUUACACCAGAAGCAACAAGAUGCCCACGAAACCUGAAGGAGAGAUCAUGUGA